GUGGGCUUAGUUUGUGAGACGCUCCCGAGGCGACAAGUAGUUGAUAGCGAAGAUCGGCGAAUACCCAAACCGGCAGACAAACGCAACUGCACGCGCUGCUGCAGCAAAGGCAGCACCACAGAUACAAGGCAGUGAAAAGAAUAUCCCAACGGAAAAUAUAUCAUUACAUUUUCAUGUUUAUUUUAUCUUGGGGAAAAUUCGGUUCGGCAAACAACAAGCGGCGUUGGUAAAGAGAAAGAAAAACGUGUCGCCGUCCGUCAAAAGUGAAGCGCUCUCAUGUGCUGCUGCAUUGGCAAUUGAAAAAACAUAAACAGAAAAUAGAAACAGAAUAUAGAAAAUAUAUAGAUAAACACAGCCACUGCAGGAACGACAAGCAACCGAAAAAAAAAUAAAAAAUAAAUAAAUAAAUAUAUUCCGACCUGCAGUCGAGGGCGAAAGUGAAAGUGUAUAUCUCUUAUCUCUCACCUCUGCCCAAAGUGAAUGCACUCCGGCGGAUCUACAACACUGGGUUCCUAAGCCCAUUCAAAUCCGCAGAUCUGUGUUUUUGCACGAGUUCAAAAAUAGAUUGCACAGCCGAGGAAUUCAAGUUCAGUGGCAGAGGCAGAACCUACCGAGCAAUCUGAAUAUUUCGUUUGCGUGGGGUCACACGUCUGCCUCAUACAACACCAUUAUCAUCAUCAUCAUCAUCGUCUUCAGAGUUUGCGACAGAGAGAAAGAUUUCGAAUAUUGAAUAGCCCAAGUUGAAGCAUCAUCAUGACUCAAUCCAAGGAGAAUCCGGAGAAGAAUCGCGAGCUGAUCAGCGAGGAAAGCUUGAAGGAUCUGCUCACCAAGCAGCUGGAAGUGGUGGGCAGUGGCGGGGCAUUUGUGUGGGCGAUCUUCUUCCUGUGUGUCACCCCCAAUAUACUGAAUGGAUUCCAUGUGUCAUCCUACACGCUGCUGGGCCAUCUGCCCGAUGACCAGUGGUGCGGCAUUCCGGAGCUGCAGGACACCAACUGGACACACGCCCAGAAGCGUGAGAUUGCCGGCAAGGGAUUGGAUUCGGGCGGUUGCACCGUGUGGGACUGGAACUAUGGCCACCUGGCGAAGAUGUCCUACGAGGCGGCUCUGAACUACACCGGCCAUCUGUCGCAGAUUUCCUCGCCGGCUGAGGUGUCCUGCCGUGUGAAGGGGCAACAUGAGUUCGCCCAUCCGGAAACCACUUUCGUUGCAGACUGGGAUCUCACCUGCGACCGGAGCAUCCAGCGUACCUCCGCCCAGGUUUCCAUAUCCCUAGGCAAGUUCUGCGGAUCCUUCUCCUUUGGUAUCCUGGCUGACAAAUUUGGUCGCAAAACCUCUUUCACCCUGGGCGCAGCCUUCUUCAUUGUGGGCAGCUUCUUCUGUACCUUCUCGCCCUGGUACAGCCUCUUCCUGGCAGGACGUUUCGCACUGGGAGCAGCCUCCUCCGGUCUGUUCUAUCCAGCUUUUACCAUGAUCGUGGAGAACAUCUGCUUGAAGCAUCGUUCCUGGAUGUCCAUUGCCUUCUCAGCCUCCUAUCCGGUGGGCAUGAUCAUCCUGGCCAUUGUGGGCUACGUCAUCCAACCAUGGAGGCAUCUGCAACUGGCUCUCACCAUUCCCUCGCUGCUGCUUAUUCUGAACUGCUACCUGAUGAGUGAGUCACCCCGCUGGCUGAUCUCAAACCAAAGAUAUGAUCGCGUCUACAAGAUUCUCUUCAGACAGCCCAGCCACUACCAAAUUCAGCCCGCCGUUGCAGCCCCAUCUCAAGUCGCCAGCGAUAAGAAGUCGCUGGAGCCCGAAGAGGGAUUCUCCUUUGGUCAGAAACUCAAGAAUGGUCCCCUGAAGUCCAUCAUCGAGCUGUAUGCCAAUUCCAAGGUGCGCAGGAUGAUCUUUGCCUCGUAUUUCAUGUUCUGCGUCACUUCGCUGAGUUACUAUGUGACGGCUCUCAAUGCCGCCAAUCUGUCGGUGUCCAGAUAUCUCUACAUCAUAGGCACCGGUCUGGUGGAUAUACCAUCCUAUCUCGUCCCUGUGAUAAUGCUGCGCUUCACGGGCCGUCGCCUCACCACCAUGUUCCUGUUCCUGUGGACCGGCGUGUCCUUGCUACUGGUCCUUGCUGUUCCCGCCGGCAGCACCACCUGGAUCGUGGCCUUCGCCAUGCUGGGUCGCUUUGGCAUUAGCGCCACCUACUCCGUGGUCACGCUCUACACAGCCGAGCUGUAUCCCACCCAGAUAAGAAACUCGGCAUUGGGAACCUGCUCCACCUUCGCCCAUGUGGGCUCCAUUUCGGCACCGUAUGUGGUCGAUGUCCUUGGAGCUCUGGGCUGGUACAUUCCAACAACGAUUUGCGGCUGCUGCGUUCUAGUAGCUGGCCUACUGACUCUCACGCUUCCGGAAACGGGAACGGGAAAGCUGUCCGACAAAGUUGAGAGCAGUGCGUCCUCCACUCCGAUGGAGCCGGCCGAGAAACAGUGAUGACAGCAAUAGGUUAAGUUCCAUUUCCACGACUAAACUGAUUAACUACUUUUUAAGGUAUACCAACAUAGGUAUUACGACCCAAAAACUUCUGUACCUCCAACUGCCUUUCGCUAUUUUAAAUGUUUUACAAUCGGAAACAAUUAAAAAAAAAACAAUUAAUAGUUGAAA
Molecule: messenger RNA, 2637 nt
Organism: Drosophila sechellia
Lineage: Eukaryota; Metazoa; Arthropoda; Insecta; Diptera; Drosophilidae
Product: organic cation transporter protein
Exons: 7
Coding region: 754-2466 (570 amino acids)
Biological process (GO): transmembrane transport
Cellular component (GO): membrane
Molecular function (GO): transmembrane transporter activity
Source: RefSeq, a predicted model, not a curated record